GGCCGCUGACUGAUGUAUCACGUGAUUCAAAGGGGAAAUAUGGUGGCCUUGAUUUGCGCUGUCAUAAAUAGCACCACAGAUCUCUAAAAACUUUAACUUAGUGAUUUGAGCUGUUAAUGGAAAGUACACAUUUUGUGUGAGGAUGAGCGCAGUGGAGAACGCGUACGGCUCACCGCCGGGUUCAUCGGCGGGAAUUGCAAUUGGCGAGGAGAUGGGACCGAUCAUAGCUGCUUUGAAGGAGGGUAGCGCCAUGACUAGAUACUACGCUAAUAGGAAAAGAACGGCACCAGAUUUAAGGAUUUUCAUGUUAAAAAUGGAAGAGUUUCAGCUUGUAUGGUGCAGGACGGGCAAAGAGGGAGGCAGACAAGAGGGUUCAGGUAUUCAAAAUCUGUGCGCCACAAUGUUGGUUUGGUCUUCUACACCUUGCCUCGGCCACGGGCUCCGAUGUCUAGCUGUACAUCUACACUGUUCAUUCAUUUUGUUGUUGUUUGCAGUUUUCAUUCGAGAGAUCAAGGAGGUCCGGCGCGGUUUAGGUUCUAAAGACUUCGACAGAAAUGCAGAAUCAGCGCGGAGGCUCGAUCCAAACUGCUGUCUGGCCAUAUUUUACGGCACUGAAUUCAAGCUAAAAACUCUCAGCCUUGUUGGUAAGCUCAAUUAUGCUCUUUGCCGGGAUGUUUAUAGCAACACUUUUUGGGUAGAGAGUACUGAGCUGUAAUAAACUCCACAUCUUUAAUGAUUUCGUUCAUUUGUUUAGCACACAGUCAUAAGGAACGAGAAUUUUGGGUCAAAGGACUGGUGUAUUUGAUGUAUGAGAGUCUUAUAGCAACACAAGCUGUGUUGAUUCAUAGGUAAGAACAGAUCUUCGAGGAGCGAUUGUACUUUUGUUAGGUGGACUAGAUGUUGAUGAUAAGACCAUUAAAUAGUAUAGUCCAAUCUCUCGUUUUGUCGAAGUGAGGAAAAAUAAGUUGUCUUUAAAAUUAGUGAUGUCAAUAAUUUAAAGUUAUUUUUCCUUGUCACCUCGCUUUUAUCGUACUCCAAAUUACUUGAAUUGGUGUCUGUUUUGUAAUUGAACAGGAUAUACAAGUAAAAGAAAGACUAUUUCCUUGAAGCGACUUUUCGUUAGUGUUUUGAUAACUUUUAACACUUAUGUGGAUCGUGCGUGUGGGUUUUAUUUUGUUAUUUUUUAUUUUAUGAUUUAGGUGGCUGUUGCGUGAAUGGAACGGCAUGGUUUCUAUCACAUCGGCACCAAAGAGAAAGUAAGUUUUGUUUGUAAGAUUUUUCUGUAAAGUUGACAUUAUCCUAAGUUUAAUUAAUUUUACGGCAGUGCACGGAAGGGAAUAAAUAAUAAGGAACGGCCGCAGGUGAUAAUUCUUGACAAGAACAUGUCAACAUUUUCAAAUAUAGCUUCAGCUCUAACUCAAGCAAUUGUGCAGCUCAAAUUUUAUUCCUCUUUUACAGUACUUACUGAUGUAAACUCUCAUGUGUGCGAAAACAUUUUUUAAAUUUGUCGGGUGUAAAAAUUAGUUAUUUUGUUUUAUUUCACAAUUUUUGCCUUUUAUUUUUAAGCCCUUGACAUUGUAAUGUAAAUAUGCAUUAUUUGGAAAUGUUAUAAAUUUUUAGCCUUAACUGGCUCUGGCAGAUCAGUCGGUGAUACCUGUAUGUGAUGCUGCUGAUUUCUGUGUUAUGCAUGGAAGAACAUUUGAGAUGUACCUGCAUAUACGUACUAGUUUUAUUAAUUUCACAUUUGCACUGAGUAUUAAAGUUUGUAGGGAAUCAAGUUACUUGUUCUUCAUUCAAAUGACUCUGUGUAUCAAUAAAAUUUUCUUUCUUGCUGCUUAUUUUAUAAUACAGGAUCCCUUAAAAAAUUAAAAAAAACACACACACAUAGUGUGUUCUCUGUUAUGCUUAUGUUGCAGAUGAAAUGUGCUACCUCAAAUAUUAGCAUGUAUCACAGUUUGAAAUAAAUAAUAAACAGAAAGUUAGAGAAACAGGAGUAAUAGAUGCAAUGCAUACAAAUGAAGAAAUAAUUACCAUAUUGGAAAUAUUAUUAUCAUGAUUUUUACUUUAUGUGCUUGAAUACAUGUGUGUUUUAAAGCACUUAUAAAAAUUUCAUAUUAACUUUUUUAAACAGUGCAUAUUCCAGGGGGAUUCUUUUUUGCGUUAUUCUUUUAUUUAGAAAAAUCGUUAAAAAAUAAUAUGUAAACAAAGAAGAUAAUAAAUAUAUGUUUCUAUAAUAGUGAAUCAAAAAAUAGUUUUUGCAUGAAAGAGUUUUUCAGGUUGUUUAAAUCAAGUCUUGUUUACAAAAUAAUAAAUAAAAUAGCGAAGAUUUGCCAUAAACUGUUUGUACUUUCUUCAAUUCUCUCUCUACAUCGUCUUGCUAAUUAAUAUUUUAAUUUUUGAAUGUCUCUUUGUAGCACUUUUGGUAUGAAGGAGUUGAGAGCGUUCUUCCAGAGAGCAAAUGUAAAGCUGAGCAAUUCAAGAUUGAAAGAACUCAUUCAGGUUAGAGAUUUUUGGUUUUAUUAAUUCAUGCUACCUUCUGAAUUCCUGACUUGCAGUUUGAGAGCUUGUAGAUUUGACUCCCAGGCACCACACAACUUAUCUUAAUAAUUUAUUAUUACAGUAGGACCCCAGUAACUUGAACACAGUUAACUCAAACUCCCCUCUAACUUGAACUAAGUCCCAUUUCUCUUGGAUGCCGUGACCCUCCUUUUUAGCCCCUUUUACGAGGAUAACUUGAACAUGGAGAAAUCAAAUUCUCUGCUAACUCAAACUAAUUUUGUUUCCCUUGAUCAAAAAUUACCUCGGUAACUCAAAUUCUGGUUCUUGCAACUGACCGUGAAUGCCAUCCCCUUAGCUCUUCUUCUUGUGCAAUUGGUAAAACCCUUAAAACUAUUACUACGGCAAUUUGUUUUAAUAAGUGCUAUGAACAGAUCAUGUAUUUGAUGGCUAUUUUGUACUACAAUAAAAAUGCAUAAUUGUGUUACAAUUUCUGAUGAGAUACGUUUAAUGUGCACUCUGCUGUAUACUGAAGAGCUGAAAUAUUAGUAAACUAUCAAUAUCAACACAGGCAGACCACCCUCUGUUCAUGUGGCAGUUGUUAGUCGAGCUUGCUUUCGCAGAGCGAGACUCUAAAAAUGCAGUUGUUUCUUUUUUGUCGGUGGGACCUUGUUUGUAGGCCACGCGUUCCUAGCGAAGACCAUGGAAACUGGAGAUAGGAAUCGUGGCGACUUUCACUAUAUGCAAAUGAGACUCGUGAUGAGCAAGUAGUAUAUUUUCGGCGAUGAAUUGACUGAAAUGACGCGUGUAAGUUUGGCAAUGAUGUAAUUUUCCUCGAAUGGAGGCCCUUGAUUUUCGUGUAAUUAUGCACGACAUGCAGGCACUGAUUAAAAAGGAAAUAUUUCCAAGUAGGAUGAGAAAAUAUUGUAGCGGGGAAAUCCUAUUUUGUGGUGUUUUAAGGCGUUACGUUUCUCAGAAUAUUGUUGCAAUUACUGGAAAUCUACGGUUAAAUAGAUUCACCUUGUUUUAUGUAUUUAAUUGAUAGAUUUUCGCAGUUGUUAAGAUGUGAAGUCGUGUUGCUCUUUAUAAAUACUUGAGAUAUCAAGUAUCCACUGUCAUGUAAUUUUUACAUGCGUACGUGCAUAAAAUUUGCGUUCGCAAAUAAAAUAGAGGCAAUGUAUGAAAGGACACACGUACAAUUAUGUAAGUGUAAAAGAAGAAACUCGCUCAACUUGACGUUUAAUCUCAACACUUUAUAUCUUACCUCAAUUUUAUUUACAUAAAUUAAAUUUAUGUGCGUUAACGUGCGGAGCCAAAAACGCGUCAGUGGAAAUCCACCCUAACGUUACGUAUGUGUCACGGAUGUGUUUAUACGGUUAGCUUUGAACUUGACUAUCCACGCACUCUACUUGCAGUACUUCAUGUCCAUAGAAUAGAAAUCCCAUAUCGAGCUUUUCUGGAACAGGUUGCUCCAAGAAUUCUAUCGCUUGAAAGUGUUAAUUAUUUUGGAACAACUGAUCAUUUCACUGGUUGAAAAAAGAAAAGAAUAAUCUUAAUGAGCAAAACUUCAAGGUUUACUGGAAAAUCAAGAUCGAGGAUCAAGGAAUCGGGGAUCGAGGUUAAAAAGAACUUGAAAAUAAAAUAAAUAAAUAAAUCGUGGAUCGGUGGUGAUGUGGGCCGCAGACUGUAGAUAAAUUUGACAGAACAUAACCCCGUUCACUGUCCUGAACACUAAUUUUUAGUAAAGUAAUUCGAGACUGUCUGCGUCAGUGAUUGUUUUGACGAGAAAUGAAAUUUUCCUGGAAAAUGAAAUGCUUUAUCCCAGUGAUACUGUAAUAAAAAAAAAAAUGUAACAUUUUUAAAUUUUUAAUUGUACAUUUGCUUGCAGUACUCCUUAUUUUUCUUGUAAUUGUUGUAUGCUCGACCCCACCAGGAAUGCUGAUCUUUUUAUUGCGCUAAAAUAAAGUUCUUAUCUAUCUAUCUAUCUAAAAUGUAUGCUGUGUACAACUCUAAACUUUGUACUCUGAGACUGUACGGAGAUAUUAAAAGUAGAUACUAAGCAGCUGUGGAAAAUGUAAUUACUUUCGCGCGAUAUUAAUAUCUUAUAAAACGGACAACAAAUUCAGGAGGGAAUACGCACGAACUGAAUUAACUAUGUGUUGUAUAAAGUUCUGUUAAACUUACCCAUUUUUCCUGUGCUGAACAUAUACUGUACUGAACCGUAUCUUGGUCCGGUACAAAGAAGCUAUGUAUAUUUAUACUGACAGAGUCAUGGGCCCCUGAUACCGAUAACAAUCAUCGUUCAAUUUUUUGAGCAUAAAAUCCCUGAAAAAGUACUCCUCAAUGGAGCAAUAUCAAUAUGUAGACGGUUUACAAAGGUUUCACACCGGUUUGAGGCUAAGAUGUGCGGCCUGUCUCUACUUGCAAGUUUUACUUUUUGAGUAUUUACAUUAUGACAUAUGAGACUUGUUUUGUAUUCCAAAUGAAAAAGUAGUAUAACAGCACUGCCACCUUUGACAACAAUAUCUCCAAGCAAGCGAGACUCAAUGCUACUAAGAGCGUUCUUGUUGUCAUUGAAAUUUGAGCAUCAGUCUUUUGUACUCAACAGAAGAUUUUUAAAAUUUAUUUUUAACUUUUUAAAAAUUUCAUGAGACACUAUUGAGCAGCACACAUACACUUCCAGUCUUCCAACAUUUUUACUUGGAAGAAGGAGAAACCAUACGCAGGAAAACUACAAAAACUUUUUGUGCCCCAGGGGAGAAUCGAAACUCAUGACCUCCAAAUUCUAAAUCAGAUGCUCUAACCAGUGAGCUACCAGGACUCUGCACUGUCUGUUACAAACUGUAACUUUAGCUACCGUAAUCCAUGUAAGUAAGAUAUUUUUGGGUCCCACCGUUGUAGCUAGAAUUGUGGGCACCAAAACAUUACAAAUGUCACACCUUGCAAAAUUUUUUUCUGCCUGUUUCCUAGACGUAUAACCAUGAGGUUUGCAGUUCCUAGACGCAAAUCUGUAGGUGUUUUGUGUUCAAUGUAAAAUUCAGUUCGUUUUUAGGUAUAUAUACAGGUACUCUUAGUUGUAUUGUAAAACUCCCUGAUGAUGUGUGCGCUAGUCACACAAAGGACGUGGGAGACAAUAAAACAAUUUUACAACUCAAGAGGUUCACAGAAGUGCUGCUCACUGGUUUAUCCUUUUAAAAAUACAGAUGAAUGUUAUGGUAGUUACAAUUUACUCCAAAAUUCAGAUUUGAGACUAAAUGUUCAAGUGAAGGUCUAAAUGUUAACUUAGUCACCUGUCAUUUUUUUUGCCUUCCUGAACUGUUUAAAGCAUUAUUUUGCAAGAUGAUUGUUUGACCUGUAGUUUAGAACUAAAGGAGACCAGGCUGACAGUAAUCAGCGACUGGCAUGUGACCUAGUCCACUUAAAGCUGAAACUGAUGCCAGCCAUUGAAUUUUGCAGCUUGUAUUGGAAACACCUGCAUUGGAUCGAUGAGAUAUGUCUUUAUGUUCUCGCCAAACCUCAACUUAAUCCUUCCAAAAUCUACCGAGAAAAGCGAUCCUGAAGUUGUAAGAGCAUGCAGCUUUCUCAACAUGAUCAGGGCAAAAUUCUUGACCAGUGGAAUUUGAAAUACGCAGUUUGCACAAAUCAUGUUGAGAAAGCUGCUCUUGCAACUCCAGGAUUGCUUUCCUCUGUAGAUUUUGUAAGGAUUGAGUUGACGUUUGGCAGGAGCCUGGAGACGUAUCUCAUCGAUCCGAUGUUGGUGUUUCCAGCCCGCGAAAUUCAAUGGUUUGGCAUCAGUUCUAGCUUGAAGUGGACUGGGUCACGUGUUAGUGGCUGAUUGCUGCCUGCCUUGUCUCCUUCUUUAGUUCUAACUAUCACUCAAAUGAUAAUCUCACAAAAUAACUCUUUAAACAGCUCCAGAAAGUGGAAAAACAUGAAAGUUGACUAAGAUAACAUUUCGCUUGAACUUCUCUUGAACAUUUAGUUCCAAAUCUGUAUUUUGGAGUAAAUUGUAGCCCCUGUAAUAUUCAUCUUUAUUUUGUCUAUUGAAUACAAGAGACCAAUGCUCAGAUUUCAAUAACAACAACUGCCACAUGAACAGAGGGUGGUCUGCCUGUGAUAUUAACAUGGCAAAUUAGGGAUUCAACUGACCGCAAUAACUCAAACCCCUGCUGACUCAAACUGUUUUUCAUUUCCCUUCAGAGUUUGAGUUACCAGGUAAUACAUGGAUACUAAUAUGUUUACAAAGGUUGCAUUUGUUUGACUUAAAAUGCUGAAUUGUGCCAGUGAAUACGUUUACCUUAUUCAUAUCAACUAAACGUGUUUAAUUGAACCAGGUUUAAGAAAUAAUAAAAAUGACAGUAAAAACAGUUGGGGAAAACUCGAACACCAGGCUUUACAUAGAUUCAAAUGAACUCCAACAUGUUUUGUAAUUUUCAGCUAAAUUUGCAAUCAGCUUUAAAGUCAGUAAGCAGCUGUUUUGAGGGAAACAAUUUUUAACUGUUGAAAAAACAAGUUUUUUACAUGUUUAUGUGCUUUGGUGUGAAUGGGAUGUAAAGACUGUUCCUGAUAAAGUGAUGAUUUUCAUGUUGUUGUCAUUAUUUAUGUGAUGUGCUUUUUUCCAUUUAAAACACAAUUUAUUGGUGUCGUAACAUUUUUAUAUGUAGGGGAUCUCCCAAAAUAUAUAUAAAAGUUAUGAAGCUGUCAAAGUCACCUGUAACAGUCACAUACAACUUUCAUCUUGUAGCUUAAAAAAUAUACUUAUUUUGUCCAUUUCCCAAUUAAUGAUGCGUCUUGAUCAAUUGGAAGAAAUUUGGACAAAGUUUUAUUUCAAAUUGGGGUUCCUUAAUUGUAGAAUGUCACCUGAACUGCAAGUAUUGUGACACCAUAGGUCUACAUAGUGAAAGCUAAUCUGUUCUGUUAUGGAUAGAUGGAAAGGAUUGUUACAGAUCAAAUUUGAAUUAACCUAGGUUGAUUUUGUGUAUCCUUUGUCUCCUAGCACCACAAAAAACAAAGGAAAUUGAAAAUCAACCUAAGUUAAAAAAAUCUAACCUGAAAUCAAAUUUGACCUUGAUCUUCACCUGCAUAUCCAAAAAACUAUAGAUUAUUAUAUUUUAGCAAAGUUAUACAAGAGGUAAAAUUAUGCCACAGGUGUAUCCAGCCAUGUACAUAUAGUCUCAUAGAAUGGCAGGUUGAACUUUCAUUUUGAGGUUAUAAAUCUCAUUUAUAGAUUAUAUAUACAGUAAGCUAAAACAUAAAUGAUUGCUAUAAUUUUAUUGCUCAAACUAUGAAGCAAAUUAACUGAAAAAUACUACUACAAACCAGUUAAACUGUUUCUUUUUCUUUUUGAUAUAAGUGUUUGGAGUGAAAGUUACUUUAAAUGUUCCUUCAUUUUAGGCAAAUAUAAAAUUGAGAGUUUAUUUCUACAAUCUAUAAUAGUUAUAAAUGAGAAUAUUAAUUUUUGAAUUAUAUCCAUAAGCUUGAUAAACUGUAUGAAGGUGUAAUUUACUAACUUUGGUUCUUAUUGUUAUUGGUUAGCCUACUGGUAUACACUGUAAGUCUUGAAUGCCAAAAUUUCCUCCCUCUAUUUUCUUCUAAUUUCAAAAACUGCUCUACAAAGUUUAUCUGUUCUCACAGGGCCAAUUAAGCUCAAUUGCUGAAAACUCAGAGUAUUUCUGUUACACUUCUGUAAGUAAAAUACUUUAUGGGGUUGUGAACAAAGUUUUCCUGUAGGUAUAGGUAAAAUCUGCAUAAUUGGUGACUUUUCAUUAAUAUAAUAGUAGUAAUAUAAAGUAUUGUAAAAUAACUAAGAUAGUAUGUGCAUUCUGAUUGGUUAAAAACCUAUGGUUUAUUUAACCUGAGAUCAGGCUCAAUUUUCAUUUCGCUUCGUAAUAACAUUCCGGCAGGCAAGGAGAAACGAAAACAGAGCCUGAUACAAACCUUCUAUGAAACGUCUGCCCACUUUUUUGAUUGAUUGACAUUUGCCGAAUCAGCCAACCAAAAUUACUUGUGUUGCUUGUUUUUCUAGUAUGCAAAUUUUUCAUGCGUGGGAAAAAUGCAGACUGGCUGAUUUAAAAGAUAGCUUUUAGCUGUUAAUUUUUUUCAGCUAAAAAUAAAACAGUCAGUACAAUCACUUUUAACUUCUUGCGAAAUUAAAGGAGAUCUCGAAGGUUAUUGCUGGUAGGGUAGAAGGUAAAAAGUUUUCGAAAAGACAGCGACACAAUGUUCUACUAGUUUUAUUAUUUUGGCUAGGCGCGCUUGAAUUUAAAAUACUGAAAUUUCUCUUUUGCUGUUGCGUUAAUAUUUUCCUCCACAAUUUUCCCCAAUUUCCAGUACAUAAAUCUUUAAAAAUCUUGAAGAAAUAUAUCUCGAACUUUUUCAAAGGAUAUAUAAAUAUUUCAGAGCAAACCAAACGAGUUCUCAAGUGUAUUUAAUGCAGUUGAUUUAGUCCUGUGCAUACACUUGCAAAAAUAUUUGCGAAUUUAUUAGAGAAACAAACGUCUAAAAACUAUAUUUAUUUUUAAAAAAUCCAGGUAACUAUUAUCUGUCACUAAAUGCAUGCUCAACUGACCUAUAAACAAAACGAAAAACAAUAUUACAAACACACUUUGUAGUUCUCCUUAGUUGUGUUGUUGUUUUACUGCAGGUCUAAAGACUAGGCUCGCUAAAUUUAUUAAUCAAAGUUAACAAAUAGCCAACGAGCGAAGACACCAGUUUUGCUGGUUUAUUUCUUACAAAAAGCGAAGGCAAACAACAAGUCUGUUUCCUUAAGACUAGCGCCACCAGCUUUUAUAAUAAUACCUACAAAAAUUCCUUGAACAGCGAUGUGAUAUUUUUCGUCUUAUACUUCACAGUUGGCGAUUGAGAAUUCUUUUGCAGUGAGCCUCCGCUUGCGUACAAUGUUCAGAGAAGUCAUUCCUGGCCAAACUUUCAAAUGAAACCAGUUUUGAGAUGGAGAGUAUUUUGAUUUGCACUCGUUUGUUGGUAAAUCAAAAGGCAGCUUGUUAGCGGUCAACAACUUGCAGAGGGAUUCAACUCCACGAUACACUCACAUUAGUUCUGUAACUAAAGCAAAUCUUGAGAAGAUAUGAACAACCAUAUGAAUUUUCUGAAUUUCCAUGGCACAUAUUAUUUUGAUUUGCACUCGUUUGUUGGUAAAUCAAGAGGCAGCUUGUUAGCGUUCAACAACUUGCAGAGGGAUUCAACUCCACGAUACACUCACAUUAGUUCUGUAACUAAAGCAAAUCUUGAGAAGAUAUGAACAACCAUAUGAAUUUUCUGAAUUUCCAUGGCACAUAUUAUUUUGAUUUGCACUCGUUUGUUGGUAAAUCAAAAGGCAGCUUGUUAGCGGUCAACAACUUGCAGAGGGAUUCAACUCCACGAUACACUCACAUUAGUUCCGUAACUAAAGCAAAUCUUGAGAAGAUAUGAACAACCAUAUGAAUUUUCUGAAUUUCCAUGGCACAUAUUAAGGCAUAUUUUCUUACCAUAAGACCAUAAAACAAUAAAAAAGACAGCAAAAUCGAUCCUUCUCUCCACCUACGGCGGAUCGUUCACGGAAACAACCACACGAGGAAUAAGCGCUUUCAACUUCUGGCAUUUCCGACAGCCAAUCAGAUCUUGUGACAUUGUUCUAACAGCCAAAAUCUGGCCGUAACGAGCACAAACGUGAGAGAGUUUGUAUCAGGCCCAAUUUUAGCGGUUGCCGUUAGAGAGAAUGUAGGAGAACCGAUAAAAUUGGACCUGAUCUCAGGUUAUGGUUUAUUGUGCUGGUAAACUCAUAGAAAAUUGAAACAUUUUCCAUUUUACUUAAAGUUAUUUAUAUAAGCAAUAGACCACACUUUCUAUGGGCACCAGCAUUAUAACUCACUUGGGAUGUUGCCAGAACGCUUGAAAAGCUUGUAAAUCUCUCAACUUCGGCUCGUGAUGUACAAGCUUUCCUCGUGUUCUCCCGACAUCCCUCGUGGCGGUAUCAUGCUGGUAGAUCCAUAGAAAGUGUGGUCUAUUGCUUAAAUAAAUGUUACUUGUUACAGGGGCAGGGGCCCCAAAGCCUUCAAAAGAUUUACAGCUAGAUCAGGAGAACUGCUCUUCAAAGUUUAUAUGUUCUUACUACUGAGCCAAGUUAGGUCAAAUACAUGUAGUGUUAAACAUGUAAUAAAUGUUGGAAAUAUGCUGUCAUGCUGUUAUAGACCAUUGUUUUACAGCAAGAAUCAAAACAAUUUGCUUGUUGUUCACUUACUUCAUGUUGCAGUGCCUGUCACUGGCUGACAAAGAUUAUUUAGGUAUUAGGAAUGCUAUUUUACUAGGUACUUACUCCCUAAAUUAUUAAUUGGGGAAAGAUAUUGAAACUUUACUAAAAAGACUGUUGUUCAAAGUUUAUGUGUUCUGACAGGGUCAAUUUUGCUCACACAAACCUGAGAAUUGCGAGUGUCACACAUAUGCUAAUGUAAGUAAAAAAAUGAGUUCAUGAAGAAUGUUUUACAGUGUGAAAAAAAAGGGAAUUUUCACAUAAUUGACCACUUUCCCGCACAUGUUGUGUUUUCCAUCAACCCACAAAGAUGACUGAUCUAAAAUAUUUGCUGUAGGGAUUACAGGCAGCUUCUGUCACCAUUUCCUUGCAAAUAAUUGUUAUGUGCAAAAAGGUUGUAUACAAUAGUUUGCUCUUUUUUGCAUGGACACAGUCAACUUAGAUAAUAUCAAUGCAGAUGAUGUUACUGUGAUAAAUUGUACAUGUAUUAUGUUAUAGGUCAAAAAUAAAUUCAGGUUGAUUCUCUAAUUACUUUGUCUUCUAGUCCUAAUUAGUCAUGAAUUAGGGCUAGGAGACAAAGGAAAUUGAGAAUCAACCUAGGUUCAACAAUUUUAACCUGAAUAUAAGUUUUACCUGUAACAUAUACAAUAAAGGUGCUCUUUGCAACUUUAGCCUGUGUUUCUUUCAGGUAUGUAAUUAAACUCUUUUCUUUUGUUACAGUUUUAAUUUGGUCAGUUGUGUUUAGUACAUGUAGUACCUCAUGUUUCUUGCUUUUCCAAGACCAUUUUAUAGGUUCACACCAAUUUUUUUACAUAAAUUGAUGUUAACAUAAGAUGUGAUAUUCUGUGGAUUUUGUAACCCUAAUAAAAAAUAAAAAUAACAAAUAAAUUUAAAAAUAAUGAGCAAUUAAUUGUAAAAUCCUUUUGUUAAAAGUGUUUACACUUCAAAAAAAAAAUCUCUGGAUUUGAUAUGUAUGUUUAGGGAAUAACUAUUUCAAUAAUGCACUCUUUACAUAAACAAUGUACGUAUCGAUAACUUUUUAUGCUUUGUAUGUACUAGAUAAUGGCUUUUAACUGUUAAUUAGUGAGUUUUUGUAAUAAGCAUUCUUUAUCUUGUGUAAGUAAUGAUUGAUAUUUAAAAGUAAUUAAGAAGAAAAAUUAAUAUGUAAAAUUUAAAAUUUUUUAGACAUGGAGGAAUCCUUAAAACAGGGGCUGAACACCUUACAUGGUCAAAUCAAACAUUUGAACAUUCAAGUUGUGAACAUAUCUUACAUUCUCAAAUAAGUGCUCUCAUGCCACCCAUCACUUUGAUAAAAAUCCUCUGCACAAACUAGUGAAUCAAGACAGACGAAGCAAUAUUUUUUACAAACUAGUGAAUCAAGACAGACGAAGCAAUAUUUUCUGACUUAUUCUUGGAGUUUUGUAAUUAGAGGAGCAACCACAAUUUAGUACUCUGUGAUCCUCAGGUUCUGACAUUUAAAACUUGUCAUUUGAUUUUGUAUGUAACUUUACUUUUUACAUGAAAGUCAUUAAUUCAAACUGAAGAGAAAAGUGUGGUUUUCCGCUGGCUGAGGAACAAAAGAAGCGGAAAAUGUUUUUCUCACACACGGCUGGGAGUAUGGGUUUGAGUGUACAGGGGGUCUUCAGGUCAGGUGGCAUUUCAGAAUUCAGUUGUUUUUGUUGCCUUCCACCAUUGCCUGACCUUCCCCACCCACCCACCCUCCAUGUGUUUUUUGGGUUGUAGGUUUUCAAGUAGUGCCUUAGUUCUGGUUAUUCUUGUUUGUUAAUCUAUUGUAUCUAGGCUCAAUUUCAGCUGUUUUGUCAGCUCUCUUUUUGUGCUGUAACACUAAUGAUUCGUAGUGUUGAUAUAAUAAAGGUUGGGCUGCAUGGUCGGCUUGGCAUGGCUCCCAGUUGUGUGUGAGAACAGAUAUUUUUCUCUCUUCAUGUUGAUUUAAUUUACAGAAUUUUAUUUUAACCACUUUUUUUAUUUGAAGCUACCAAAAUGUUUCCCAUGAUCCCCUCCGUGUUUAUGUCAGCUGCGUUUCUUAAUGCUGUUUGUGUUGUUUCCAUUGAACUAAUGCAUGGUUCUUUGCUUUUACAACAGAUUGCUGGGAGAGGAGAAGGCCAUGUUGAUUUUGAAGGGUUUCGCAAAAUUUAUGAUGAGAUAAUGACUGUGAAAGAGGUAAGUGUAAUGAUAAAGAUGUGAAAAUUGAUGGAGCAUGGUUGAAAUGUUGCUUCAAGAUUAUAUUAUAUAUUAUAUAUAAAUCAUUAAAUCUUGAAUAGUUUCUAAAAUUCUGUACUCAGAUGAAUUUAUAUUUUGUGUAAAUGUAUGUGUAAUUUAUGUUAAACAUUUGAGGCUUCCGUUGGAGUGUUUUUCAGGGUCAGAUCAAAACAGUGCCAAAUUUAAAAGUGUAUAUUAAAUGACGUUUUGUUGCCUUUACAGCUGACUUUGAGAUUUAAUGAUUACAUAGAGAACAAGUAAGUAGCAGAUUUUAUUGUUGUUUUUUAGAGUAUUGUUUAUUUUAGCUGUUUGAUACAAUGUUUUUCAACCCUCCUAACUUAGUGUUGAGACAAACAAUUCUAGUUGGAAGUAAUUAAUGAUAUGUUGUCUGUUUUUACUGCAGCACUUAUGUACCCUUAGCCAACUUUCAGAGCUUUCUUUUGGAAGAACAAGAAGUAAGGAUGCUCUAACAAAUGCGCUCUAAUUUUAGCAUUAUUGUAGUCUUGAUUGAAUUGUGCUAUUCAUGUACAGUACACUCACUCAAAGUAGACCAGGUCCCAAGUAAGAGGUACUACUUGUCUCAAUCACCCAGUUUCCAGGUAUCAAAACUCAUAUGCACUUAGCCCAGAGGCUGACAGGAGUACAAUUGUAUAAUUUAAAAGAAAUGAAUUAUUCAUCCCUGAAUAUCAAUGCAAUUGGAGCCAAGUAUGAAUUUUUUUUCAAAUCUAGCGUUAUUAUUAUCAAUAGAUAGCAUCUUCUCUGUGAUUUUCACUUGUUUGUAUGUUGUUGAACUCUCUGAGACUGCAUGGCUUAAAAACAAACAGCACUGUACGCAAAUGUAUCAGAGAAGAGUUUUGAUACAGUGGUUGUAGGAAUUCUUGAACAUGUGAACUAAAAUAACUUAAGAUGGUCCCUGAUUAUGCCAAAUCCAAAGUUUUGGAAGUAAUAUAUCAAACAUGAGAUGCAGUGUUUCAUCACCAGAUGAAACACCGAGAAGAGAGUUGAAAAUACGACGCGCAGCGGAGUAUUUUUGACGAACUUCGAGGUGUUUCAUCUGGUGAUGAAACACUGUGUCGAAUGUUUGAUAUUUCUUCUCAAACAAAAUCAUUUUUGAAGGAGAAAUUAAGGAUGCAAAUACUAAGCAGUGUUUCAUCCGAUUUCCAAACACUCAUUAAACAUUAAUUUCCUUUGUAUUUUCUUAAUGAAUUAUUAAUGAGUUUGAGAAGUUCAUUUUAAAUAAUGUGAUAAUUAUUUGCUUUACAACAUUCCAUUACAUUCUUGCAUUUGCAAUUUAGUUUUCAUAUCAAAAGUGUUGCUCAGCUGUGAUUAUUCUUCAGGAAUCUGGUGCUAUAGACAUUGAAUCUGUCCGAAGCUAUAUGUUGCAGUAUUUAGCAGAUGGUAGCAGAAGCUAUUCUGAGCCCUAUUUCACUGUUUCAGAGGUAAAUGAUUAUUAAGUAUUUAGCAGAUGGCAGCAGAAGCUAUUAUGAGCUCUACUAUGUGUCUGUCUUAGCUAGAGAGAUGUCAGUCUUAGAAAGAGUCAAAUAAAGGGAUUAAAGAAAGGCAGGGACCAACCCUAGGUGUUUGUUUUGCUGAGGUUUCUAUCUUCCAUAUAUAGAGGUGUCCAUUAAGGAAGAGUUGACUUUAAAACUUUUUAAUUUUUAAUAGAACAAGAUGUUGAUGUCAGAUCCUUUCUUCUCCAAUGAACUUAAGUUAUAAGACAGUACUCCAAGCUGGCAAGUAGAAAAAAAUUUUGGCGACCAAAAUUGCUGUGAAAGUCACCAAUUUGGCAACUUGUGUUCAGUGGUCACUUGCCAAGCUAUUCCCAAGAAAUUCUUGAUAUUUUGUACUAUUACACAGAAGGUUGUAACAUUAUACACUUAAUGUCAGAUACCAAGGGAAACAGUUAGUUUUGUUUUCCCGAGGGUCCUGAUGUUUCCCUAGACAAAUUUGUUAUAUUUCUAGAUUUUCACUUCAACAGCAACAAAGAAUAUCGGAGCAAGUCAAAACAGUCGACUUGGUACUUACAGCAACACAAAAUAAUUCUCAAAACCAUUGAAUGAAUGAUUUGCAAAGUACUUUCCUUAUAUCAUUUGCAUCUUUUUCCUCCACUAGUUGCUGUUUCUCUUCUGGGAUAACUUUAAAAAUCGUUUCUUUUUAGCUAGAGGCUUCACGUUUGAGUUGUUGUGUUCAUUCACAAAAAAGAAAACUGACAGUGUUUUUCAUGCUUUCUGUCAUGCCUUUUUCCACUAUGCUUUGACCACGUGCUGUAAUGUAUCCCGAGUGGGGUACAAUUCAGAGGUGGACCCAGGGGACGGGCCCUCCCCUUAAUUUUAGACCAAACUGAGGCUGAAGGGCCAAAAAAAUAUAUUGUUGAGACCUGGCUCCCCUUAUCUCAGGGUCUGGAUAACCGGGCCUCCCCCUUAUCUAAACAUCUGGAUCCGCCAUUGCAAUAUAUUGCUCAAAUGUAUCACGAUCGCGAUACAUUUGAUUUUAGUCAAGGCCAUGUGAGCAAGAAUCGACCAAUGGCAGUCCCUGUUUAGUUGAGUGAAAGUCUAGGAAUAUAACAAUAUCCAUUGUCAAAAGUUACCUUCUGCAACACAGGGGAGGAAGUAAAUUGGCUGAAGAACUUUUAGCUGCUGUAAACAAUUCUUCCCUGACUAAAUUUUUUUUCUAAUGUCAAUGCAUUUCUUUUAGUUUCUAGAUUACUUGAUGUCAAAAGGCAACAGUGCAUUUAAUUCAUCACAUUGUGAAGUUUACCAAGAUAUGACCAGGCCACUAGCUCAUUAUUGGAUUGCAUCUUCACAUAACACGUAUGUUACACUUUUUUCAAACUUAUUUCAUUUACCUAUUGUAGGGGGACCUGUAACUGUAAAGACAAAUUUUGGCAAAAUUUGAGACCCUUGGUUGCUGUGGUUAUGAGAUACACUUGGAUGCUUUUUUAAAGUACUUUUUGAAUUUUUUUUAUAAAGUAUGAUAUGCCACUACAUGUAAAAGCAGCACAAUGUUUUUUUUAAAUAAUACAUAGUGUUUUUUCUCUUUUUGCCCCACAAUCAGACUUCUCUUCUUGCUAACUAAGCAAGUCCAAGCACCAUUUAAAUCAAUCUUUCAGGAACUCAAUUUGCUGCUGCAUACUCUUGUACAACUGUUUCUAUAUAAUAAGGCUUCUAUUUAGGAGAAUCAUCUCCUCCUUUUUAUAUCCUGCAUUUGACUUUUUUUGACAGUUACCUGACAGGAGAUCAGUUUCAGGGUGAAGCAUCAGUGGAAGCGUACAUACGUGCUCUCAGGAUGGGCUGCCGCUGUUUAGAACGUAAAUAUGGAAUCAAUAAUUUGCUUUAUUUACGUGUAGUUACAACCUAUUAGUAUAAAAGUAUUUAUGGGUAAAAAUUGUUAUUAAGGAACAAUAUAUGGAGUAAUUGAUUAAAUUUCAUUUAAUGUAUAAUUACUGGUAUGUCUUAUCCUUGGUUUUUCUCUUUUUAUAACGUACAGUAAGCUCAUAAUAUGAUUGUAUCAGUCAUUUUACUUGCACCCUGUCAUGACAUGUAAUGCUUUUUUUUAGUUUUUAUGUGACAUUUGCAUGACAUAAACAAUCACAGAUUUCUCAAUUGCCGCAAACUAGCUACUUAGACCAAGAAUCACCUAGUGGAAGUGCUAUCUCUAAAUCAUUAUUUAUUUGUUUGUUUAUAUGUUUAUAUAUUUAUUUUAUUUAUUUACUCAACUUGCAGUUGAUUGCUGGGAUGGUCCAGAUGGACAGCCUAUCAUUACCCAUGGACACACACUUGUAUCCAGAAUCAAAUUUGUGGAAGUUGUGCGUGCAAUCAAGGACAAUGCAUUUGUUGCAUCAGAGUAAGAAAUAAUGUGUGUUUGUUAUUUUGAAGAAAAGAUGCCGAAAUUAGUGUGAUUUUGUACUGUUGCUGGUAAGAUUAGACUGACUUGAAAAUGAAUUUUAGAAUAUCAGGGAGAAGAAGAUUGGGGACCAGCCCUUAUGGACCAUCUCAGUUCUUGAAAAUAAUAAUUGUAUAGGUUUAGUUUGAAUGAGAUAUUUCCACUUGUUAAAUCUCGUUAAUUUAAGUUAUUUUUGGAAGAAUUUUGUCAAAGUACAAUAUCCAAGUUUUAUUACUUGUAGCUGCCACCAUCUCUUUUAGUUGCCUAAUAUUCCUGACAACAAUUCUCGCCAUUGUUGUAAAUGAUGUUAUUGUCAUUGUCACCAUCAUUGUCAUCAUCAUUGCUAACACUGUCUUGAUUGUCAUCGUCAUUUUCAUCUAUUAAGACAUUUGCUUAAUUUUCAGUUAUCCCUUAAUUUUGUCACUGGAAAACCACUGUAGCAUACCUCAGCAGAAAGUAAUGGCACAGACAUUCAGGGAUGUUUUUGGAGGUUUGUAAAAAAAGUUAGGUAGUUACAUCAUAGUGUCCAUCCUAUAACAUUGGAAGUAAUGAGGAGCUGUCAAUGAAGUGUUGAGGUUGAAGAAGGCCAAGGAAGGCAAGAUUUAUGAGUCAUUGAAAUAAAAUGGAUGGGUACUUUCAGCCUACAUAAUUUUCGAAUCUUAGUUUUGUACAACUAGUUUGUCAAAACGUCUUCAUGUGUACUGCAAGCAAUGUGACUAACCAGUGGCAAUUAGCUGACAACUAGCCUGACUGGCAUGAUCACUAUUUUGUUUUUUAAAUGUCACUGGUUAUGAUAACUAAUCAUGCCUGGAUUGAUUGCAGAUUUACUGUUGACUCAACCAACUGAUGCCAAUGCGAAAGAGAUGCCAUCACCAACUGCUCUGAGGCACAAAAUCAUCCUUAAGGUACUGCUGUAUCCAAGGGUUUUCCAGAAAAUUUAUAACAGAAGGAGAAAAAUUCAAGAAGGUUGCAGUAGGUUAGAUAGGUGCAUAGUGCCCUUUACAUGUACAUGACAAUUAGCCAGGUUUGUCAAUAGGUACAGUGUAUAGGAGGAGGGAUGGGAGGGGCAAGUCUUGCCACCUUUCUAUUGGGACCUUGAAAAGUACAUAUUAGUGUAUUUUGAGUGACCAUGGAAAGAAUUUUAGCUAAGAGGAUGGUUUCUCUUACCCACAUUUUUUUUUUUUUUUACGUGAUAAUAGUGUAUAAUUUCCUUCAUUUAAUAAAAGUGUUGUAAGACAAAUACAAUAGACUCACUAUACAACAUGAUAAUGAUAAUAUUUUCUGUGUGUAGCUCACACUUCUGAGCAGACUAGACAAUGAUUUUUCCUUGCUGUUGGAGCUGUCAGAAAACCUGGACAGCCUGUUUAUGACCUUACUUAUCUCCCACUCUUUAAACUACUUAGUUCUUCAAAUUUAAAACAUCAAGAAACAUGUGCAUUUGUUAAUUUCCCUGCUGAUGUGAAUUAAAAUCAAAUAAUUUACUGUAUGUUAUUUUUGCAGCAUAAAAAACUGCCUAAAGACCCCACUCAGGUUACAGACACAAGUAUUGGUGAUGCACGUAGGUUUAACUAGAUUGUUUUAUUUAUUUUUUGCUGUGAUAUGAAAUGAUUUUUGUUCAUUAACGCCUGCGUUGCAAGUGGAGGUUGGGUGCCCAUAGGCCAGGGGGCUGCAACUGCAAUACACCCCAAGGCAGAAGAACACCCACAGGCCUACCAACCCACAACCCAGCCACGAGCCCCCCUUGCCCAGCCCCCCACUAUAACACCCGUCACACUGAGGCCAGAUGCCAAGUGGAAGUAAAAUGAACAAACCCCCUCAAGAAAAAAUAAUGAAAUAAAUAAAUAAGAAAGAAAGCGGAGGAAGGGAGGGGAACCAAGAGAAACGCUACGCUACUGGAACGCCACGCCACGCCACGCUAACAAAGCUUCGAGUACAAUGCAAACACAGCGUAGGCACAUGGCCUCUGCAUGCGCCAAAGCGACAUACCACUAGACAGAAAUCUGCCCCCCAUGCUCAUGAACAAUGGUAAACGCUACAAACGCGAACAUAGUCACACAACAACGGUACAGACAACCAACAUGCCACCAAAGAAUGCCAAAAACACCCGAGACCAUAGCUCCUAGUCGUUAACUACAUUAAAUAUGAUUUAAUAGUAUUAAAUCUUAAAGAAAGGACCAACAUCUACAAUGUUUUGGACAUCACCUUAAGUAACUUCUCAAGAAAAUUACGUUAUUUAUGUUAAAUUCAGGUCAAAUUUUUUUGCCCUAGGUUGGUUCUAAAUUUCCUUUGUCUCCUAGCCCUAAUUAUUCAUGAAAUUGAGAAUCAACCUAGGUUAAAAAUUUUGACCUGUAACAUUAUGCAUGAUGAAAUGCUAGUUCAUUGUUGCUUAUAAAUAAUUUUAUAGAAAAUGUUCUUUUGCUUUUUAGUAGUAGAGGAUGAUCUCAGUCAGUCACUGAAGAAUGGAUACCUGUUACUAGAGGAUGAAAUUGAUCAUGUAAGUUCAGUUGUUAAAGUACUGUGCAGGAGUCUUUGCAGACUUAGAACGGGAAUCAUUGAAAUACUGGUUUGCCUGUGGACAUGCAUGUGCUACAUGUUCAUCAAGUGACAACAAAUGAUGUAGGGUAUGAUUUUUUCAGUGUUCUUUAAUCAGCCACUGUUUAAUUUGGAGGUAUGAUGAAAAGUAAGCUAUUAAUUACUGUAGCAGCUAUAGCUGUACUAACUUUUCCCCUUUUUAUUUACCUCUCAACAAAAGGGUUGGAAGCGACACUUUUUCUGUUUAACCAAGGACAAACUCUUUUGGACAGAAGAACAAACAAAGUCUAAUGAUGAUGAUGAUGAUGAUGAAGGACUGGAGGGAGGUGGCACUGGAGAAGUAAUUACCUUUUUAUUUAUUCAGUUUAGGGAUGACCAAACAUUAGACAAGUGCAAGUGUUAAUUGGUCUCUAAAGCCUGACUGUCUUCAACAACAGCAUAAUAAAUUAUUUAGCAAUUAAUGAAUGAGGCUGAGUAGUACAUUAUGAAGAAUUAAGCAGAUCGAGGAGGGUGUUAUCCACCGAGGCCGAAGGUUGAGGUGGAUAGCAGCCUCCAAGAUCUGCUUAAUUCUUCAUUUCCUAUGAAAGCCAAAUUCAUUAUUGUUUUAUUAUUCAUUCAAAAUAAUUUUUAGUUUAAAAACAUACUGCUAAAACAUGCUUACCUGCAUUGAUGUUAAGUUCAUCUUCGAUAGUGUACAUUUAGGUUUGUCCAGCUCCGCAAAUAUUCUCCAAAUAGCAGAUGUCGCCCUCCGGGUUGUCUUCUUGCUGUUUUUGUCAUGUUUUUAGCUAUUAUUUCACCUAGUUCCAGCUGUAGUUCUUACUCUUGAAACGAGUGAAAUGUCUGCCUUUUUUUUUCACAACCAAAACAACUCAACCUUGUCCCCAGGUCUUCUCGGUAACGGUGCCUUAACCUGUAGCAGGCUGCAUUUUUUACGUCAUUUCCAUGUUAAACACAAAAUUCUUCCAAAUUUGGUCAUCAGUAAAUGGUUAUGGUGGAUUAUGCGUGUGCUUUUAGCCAAUCAGAAUUGGGGAAAUAUUUUGUCUGGGCCAGGUUGUUCAGAGCUGGGUUAACAUAACCCAGGGUUAGUGUGAAUUAAAUUUGAAUUCAGAUUUGAAAGCUUAAAAAGUAAAUUCAGUUUAAUUCAUUUUGCCAAAAAAUAUGCGGGAAAAUGCUUUUGAACAAAAGAAAAAGAAACCCAGGUUAAAUUUAACCCUGGGUUAAGUGCUAAUCGCCUUUCGAACAACUGGGCCCUGUUUAUCAGUUAAUCACAUUUUUCAUGACUGUAUAUAAACUCAUGUAAAUAUUUCUUGUUGUAACUGAUGUAAAUAUUUUUGCCCCACUGUAAUUUUGUUGUUGUAUAUUUAUUAUUGUAUAUGACGACAGAAUAGCCCCAUAUAGAGGAGUUGUAAUAAAGUGUAUGUUAUGUUAUGUUAUGUUAAUCUCUCUGUAGCAGAAAUUUUGCGCAUUGAUAUAUGGAUAUAACCUUUAGUUUUAUGUUUCUUGUUGCAGUCCUCCAAAGACGAACUUCACUUUGGUGAAAGGUUUGCUCAGAUUUAUUUUAGUAGAAUUACAAACAGUACUAUGUGAAGCUUGAUGUUGUUGCUGAUUGUUGGCUUUCUUGACAAACUUACGACACUUAUUUUUGCACAGAUAAAUUUCUUCUGCCACACCCCUCCCAAGAUGGUAAAUUGAAAACAAUAACUGGUUUUCAUUGGGCGAUUCGAGAAAAUAUCCAUAACAUACCACGAACGGAUUUUCGGAAUUCCAAGGCCAAGGGGUGGGGUCUUUGGACUGGAAUUCCAAAGACAUGGAGGGAUUGAAGAUAUGGAAUUUCCACAGGGGACAGACAAAAGUGUAUUCCUUGAAAAAGCUUAUUUUAUGGACUUAAUCAUGUCGCAAAUAAAGCACAAACUGAGGAAGCUGCUGACAAUGGCAGGAGCAGGAUGCAAGAUCGAUGAACAAGCAUCCUUCAAUCUCACCAAUCUGGCAUGUGUUCGUGUUCAUUUGCUAAAGAAAAACCAACAAAACGUGGGCUGUACAGCUUCAUUGAUUAUUUUGUCCAUUCAAUUUGAAACAUGUUUUUUUUUCGACUGAGGACACCAUUUUAAUUUUUGAAGCUUCUGGGAUUAAGAGCAACUGCUGACCCCAAAGGCUCAAAUAUACUCAAUCCUCUUUAUUGUAAUAUUUUCUGAGUGUGCACAUGUUCAUUUAUGUUCUGUACCAGUUUGUGGCAAAGUAAAGUUAAUGUAAGUUGCAUCUGUUGAAUCCGAAGGGCUUGUUGAAAAAAUGGAGAAUGGGAACGGAAGGGGGGAGUUAAGUAAUAGAGAGAUUAAGAUUCGUGUUUACGGCAAACAGCAAACGUCAGUCUCAAGUUGAGAAUUUUUCAGAAUAGAAAAUAAGCAGAGAGAAACAGUCACCAACGGUUCCUGUGGUUAAAACUAGCAGAAAACUACUUAAUUUUUGGAGAAGUAAUAAAGAGUAAAGGGAAAAUAAGGGGAAAACUUGGUCACAUGGUACAAGUUCACUUCUACUGUUUGGCGUAAACAUGAAUCUUAGUCUCUCUAAUGUUAAUGGAAUUUUGAGGGCACUGGGGUAGAACCCAGUUUGGAAUUUCUGAAUGCAAGGGGGGGUUAAAAUAAGGAAACCGUCCAUGGUAUGGUAUGGAUAUUUUCAGAAGUUGCCCAUUUACAAGCUAGGAUAGACCUUUUGCAAUAGUUGGUCGUGUGAUCAAGGAUUUGUAUGGAAAACCACUGAAGCAUGACUAGGUGACAAGAGUUGUUUUUCCCAUACAAAUCCUUCUAAUUUUCCGUGGCCAUUGCAAUUGCUACUUUUGAGGUAUACGGCUGAAAAUUUACAGGUUGCUUGAUUUAUAUCUGCUUUUUCAGUGCGUGCCAACAAACUUUUUCAAAAAAGCAAACUGUUUUGGUUUUUACCGAAAGCUGAUCACAUGAUCAACUAAUGCAAAAGGCCUAUUAUCAUUUUAAAAUGGAAAACUUAACACUGUAAGGGAUUAAGUGGGUGGUAUUUUUACAGACAUCUCUCAAAAGAAUAUAUGAUGUCCGAAAAUUAAUACUAAGAUUGUUGUCUCUUGUCUUACCCAUGUUUAAAGUAGUUAAUUUUAGAUACUCUUACAGUAAUUUAAUGGCGUCUGUUUUAGAUGGUUUCAUGGCAAGCUUGCAGAUGGACGAAAAGCAGCUGAAAUCCUUCUAAAUCAGUUUAAUCGUGGAGAUGGCUCUUUUCUGGUGCGAGAGAGUACAACUUUUGUUGGGGAUUUUUCACUGUCAUUCUGGUAAGCUAGUGACCAUUUUUGGAGGAAUGAAUGCUGUAUUCCAACUUACUUUUCACUAGUAGUUUACACUCCAUAACUUAAGGCUAAAGGUUGUUUUUUAUUAGUUGAAUUGUAGUGUUUAUUACUGGCAAUAAAACAGUUCUUAUUGUCCUUUCAGCAUGACCAUUGAUUGUAAUCCAAAUUGUUACAGUUUGUUUUAUGAGCUGAUUAAAGUAGUUUUCCCUCAAUAAGUAGGAUUAUGCCAUUCACUGGAGUACAAAAUGCUUUUGUAUAAUGCCAUUUUAAAUGCAUUAGGCCAAAAUAAAACAGCAUAACUUGAUCAGGGCUAAAAAAAGUUCCUUCUGUUAGUCCGGGACAAGUACACGUUGGUUUUGUUGCUAGGCAAAUAACUUUUAAAGCUUAAUUAAUACUUACAUAAUGAGUGUGGGUCCAGCAGGGAAGUCAUCCUCUAACAAAACCAUUAUAAAGACCAGUAAUAUGUGGGCCUAGUGGAGAAGCAAAAUGUGAGAACUUCUUGCCCAAAGGACAAGAUGGAAUUAAAAGUUUUUCUUGAAGACCUGUAGAUAUGAACCUAAAUUGGAAUGUUGUGUUUUACAUCUGUUCAUUGUUUUUCUUUGUCCCUGAAAUAAUCAGGCGAAAAGGCAAAGUUCAACACUGCCGUAUCAAAUCCAAGCAAGAGUGUGGACAGACAAAGUAUUACCUGGUUGAUCAAGUGACGUUUGACAGUUUAUACAGCCUCAUCAAUUUCUAUCAGUCUCAUCCUCUCAAAAGUAUGAACUUUGAACUCACAUUGACAGAAGCAAUACCCCAGGUGACUGAUACUAUUAAGUAGGUGAACAUUAAUUUACGCAAAACACUGAUAUUUCAAGAAAAAUGUUUGUACUGAUUUUUAACAGUGAAUAUGCAAACCAAAAAAAAUCUGUCCUGAAAAUGUGUCACUUUGACACCAUAGUAAUAUUUCAUGGAUGCGAUAUGGUAUUGAUUUUAACCAUGUAUCAUAAUAUUUACAACAUUGAAUUAUUUUUUCUUUUCCCUGCAUCAUUGAUGACUUGUACAUCAGCCAAAUGCACAUCUUGAAAAAGAGUAAGUACACUGAAACACAUUGUUUUGUUCUACAAGGAUUUCCUGUAUCAUUUAACAUUUUUUACUUCCAUCUGAAUGUAAGUGCUUAGUUUUUAAAUGUUGUAGUUCAAAAUGAAAUUCAGUCAAUUCAAUGACAUAAUGAAAGUACUAUAAAGGGUUAUGCAACAGAUGAAAUUGAGAAUCAUACUACUGUAGGUUGGAAGCACCUGGCUUGAAAGAUUGGGCAGCUUGAAAUACUGCUUUUAGUGCUUAUAGAACUGUCAACUGCUGCAGGGCACCCAGGAUUUCAAACGUGCAAUCUGGGCACCCUUUAGCUCUUUGAAGAGCUGAACCUUCAGUAAAAAUAUCUUGGUUCUAUUCCAGUGAGGAUAAUAAAAUACAGUUGCCCACGUUCAGUGUAUUCCAACAGAUGUGUAAUCUUUACACGAAACUCCUGCUUAAAAAUUGUUAAUGGCAGCUAUACACAGCAAUUGUUUGUUCUGCUAGUAUAGUCAUGCAUGGCAUCUUAUUUUUCUCAACUUUUAGUUGGUACCAUGCUAAUCUCAAAAGAGACGAGGCAGAAGAUAUGUUGAAGAGGGUGAGAAAAAAUGGUGCCUUCCUGGUGAGACGAAAAGAAGCUGAUCAACCAACAGCAGAACAGUCAGAGGCUGCUGCCAUGCAGCGGGAUGAAUCAUAUGCCAUCUCAUUUAGGUUAAAAUUCAUUCCAGUUUUCCAUUUAUUAUUAUUUGCAUUAGUUUAAUUCAAUAAUUCAAAACCAACAACAACAAUAACAACAACAGUCAAUAUUAAUUAGUGCUCCAGGAAAAAGAAGAGAGGUAAACUACAUGUUGACAAUUAGCAAGGUAGAGAGCACAGCCACAUAGAAAUAACAGAUGCUUGUCGUGCUAAGUGGCUGACCAUUCUGAGAAAAGUAUUUACAUAUGUAUUAAAUAAAGAAAUACACACAUAAAGAAAAAAAGACAAAACAAAACAGAAACAAAAAACUAAGCAGCAAGGCCUGUGUACAUAAUCACCUGGGAAAAAAAGUACAUCAAAGAACCAAUAAACAUUUAGAGAUGAGAGAUUCUUUCAAGAGAUUUUUGAAACAAGAACGACUCUCUGAUUUAAGAUCUUCAGGAACAGAAUUCCAAGGUUUGGCACUGCUGAAACGGAUAUUAAAUUUUCUGCAAUUGGUCCUUGCUUUAGGUAAAUAGUAAGACUUCUAAGAGGCCAGUCUUGUUUUAUAUUGAUGUACUUUUUUAAUGGUUUUAAAAAGUUAUUAAAAGUGCUAGGAAAACUGUUUUAGUAAAAUUCGUACAUAUAAAGAGCAUUGUCUAGAUAUAUUAAAUCACAAAAUUUAAGUAGCCCUAACUCAAAAAAGAGAGGACUAGAAUGGAAAUUAUAAUCAGAGAAGGUAAUUCUCCUAACUGCUUUCUUCUGAAUGGUAGUAAGUGUCUUUAGAGAGGUUUGAUAUGUAUUUGCCCAGGUAAUUUAGCUAUAAACCAAGAAGGUAUCUGUAUAAAUUAGCUAGUAAAUAUAACCGAUAUGUAUAUAUAUAUAUAUAUCUAAUUUUAGAAAGUAUUCCAAUACAACAUGGAAGUGGGAUUCAAAAUGUAAUUCUAAAUAUUUAAUGAACUUUUCUUGUCUUAUCUGCUGUUAGAAGUACUAUCUUAACUAUGUGAUUUGUUGGCUUUUGAGAGGGGUGAAAUAUAAUGAAGUUUGUCUUGUUGAUAUUUAAGGAGAGCUUUUUUGCCAUAAGCCAAUUGGAAACUGAUUUUAAAUUUUAAAAUUAUUAUUAAUAAUGACCUCCAGUUCAGGUAGACUGCGAUUGGCAUAAAAUAAAUUAGUACCAUCUUCAAAAAUGUGAAAGUCAAAGAGUUUGCUAUCAUUACGGAAGUCAUUAAUAAUAUACAGAAGAAAUAAGAGAGGGCCUAGGACAGAGCUCUGAGGGACACCAUGAGUAAUAACAAGGUCAUCGUUGUAACUAAGAUAUUAUUAAUAAGAUUUUCUUACAUGUAUGACUUCGUCAUUUUGACUUAGUUAUCUGCAUAACCAAACUCAGGACUCAUAACCACAUCCACACUUUAAUGUGUCCUAAUUCUGUUAAAUUGCAGAGCUGAAGGCAAGAUUAAACACUGCCGAAUAAAGCGUGAAGGUCGCCUUUAUACAAUAGGCACAGCUCAGUUUGAAAGUUUGGUUGAACUGGUUGAGUUUUACAUGAGACAUCCACUGUACAAAGGAAUGAAACUCAGAUACCAAAUCAAUGAAGAUGUAAGCAACUUGAGUUUAAUUUGCUUUUAUACAUUUUGCAGUGCAACAUAUUGUAACUGGGGCCACCUAGACAAAGUAGCCAAAUCGGAUUACAGGAAAAUAACAAUACAUUCCAAGAAAGUUGGUUGUGAGCCAAUCAGCAGCUCGUAACAAAACAAUAAAGUACUCAAAGCACAUGAUUUGAAAAUUGAUAGUAAACAUUAUUUAAGCUGGAAAGUGAAAUGUUUCACCAGACAAUGUUUUUAUACAUGAAACUUUACAUAUAACACCCAGGAGAUGUAUUUGUUUGACACAAGCUGCUAUUUUGUCAUCUACCAGUAAUUUCUUCGCUACCAUUGCGCCAUUUUGCAAUAUCAAGUGACCUCAAGUAAAAAAUAUGACCAACGUUUACGUUUUUCGCGUCAAUCGACACCCUAACAGACCUCUUACGAAACUUGGGCUAUCUUCAGCAGGUUCAAAAGGUCACAUCUGUAGCUUGUGAUUGGUUGAUUUUGAUCCAUGUUGUCGAUCUCGUUUCAUGGUAAUUAUGAUUUACAAGUAACUUUCUUGGAAUGUAUUGCUAUUUUCCUGUCAUGCAAUUGGUCAACUUUGUCUAGGUGGCCCCAGUUAUAUAGUGGCACUGUAAUGUAGAUUUUAUGGAUGUAAAGCGAUCUUUAUGGUUAAAAUUUUUUUCAGAUCAGUUGAAUGUAAUGACUUGUCAGAUUAUGGUAAUGAAUUUAUAAGGUGAAAAAAGAAAAAAAUAACUUCUUGCUGUGUGAUAUUUUUCACUGCAAAAGUAUCACAAAAUGUAAUUAUGAUAAAGACCAAGGGCUGGAAGAUAUAUGUUGCUUGCUCACUAGGUUAAUAUGUCCUGGUUUAUUUGCCUCUGUUGUUCCCUUACAUGCAACUGCCACACUAUUAUAAUUUACAACUGAUCACUAGAACUUAAUGUCAGGGUUUUAACACUGUAAGGGACUAGCAUCACAUCUAGGGAAAAGUUGAAAGGUUGUAGUAGGGAUAGAGGUUGUAUGUUUUCCUGCCUCUAGAGGUCAGUUUCACAUUGUUACAUCACUUUAUUUCUUCUUUAGGUGUUAUCAAAAGUUGGUCAAGUAAGUUUCUUCUUUGUCAUCAAAAUGUUUUGAUUUGUUGAUCACUUUGUUGACAGCCAUGUAUGAAGAGUAAAAGGAUUUCUGAUUUGUUUGCUUGGUCAGAAAGAAAUAAAUCAAUUAACCAUUCCCUCCUCUUUUGGGAAAAGAGGAGGAGUAACAUUAAUUUUACGAUAAAUUUUGAAACACAGUCUUGUCUAAAAAUGAAAAAAAGAAAAGAAGGAAAGAAAAGAAAAGAUCAUUUGAUUAUUUGAAUCUCAUCAUACCUUAUACCCUUUUGAUAAUCCUCUACCUUUUCAAAGGAAAUUAAAUUAAUAGUUAAUUAAUUAUUUUAUUGCUAAAAAGAUGGGAAUUUCUUUUAGUCACCAGAGGAAGAAGCAAUUUAUGGAAGUGGAACUCAUUAUCACGAGCCUAAUAAAUUUAUAACCAAGGUCAGUAAAAUGCACUGAAAGUAUGCUACUUUUUACUUAAUAACACAUUUUUGUCUCAAUUUAAUUAAUUAAAUGUUUAAAAAUUAUCCAACACAAAGUGCAAAGAUCAAGUUUUGUAAGGGUUAUGUUGAAAUUAAGCGUCUUUUUUCAAUAGCCUGCUUGUAGAGCAUUGUGGGAUUAUGAAGCUCAGAAUCACGAUGAGAUGUCAUUUUGUAGAGGAGCAUUUAUAACAAACGUGAGCAAGGAGGAUGGAGGAUGGUAAGGACUUUUACCUGGCAUGAUCUUUCAUGUUUCAAGUUGGUUCUGCUGUGCCUGGCUUGCAUAGUCUUUAGUGAACCUUCAAUUCAUUGUGCUAACUGCGACAUAUUGAAAUCAUACAGUACGAUUGAUCGUAGAAGUAAUGCUGAUCACAUAUUAGGAAUUUGUCCACAGGCUCUCCAGUUAAGCUACAUCAUAACAUAACAUUUCUGUAUUAUCCACUCUGAUCUCUUGAAGGGAAGGGAUCAAGGACAUCAUUUUAGGGAGUAUCAUCUAACAAGAUCUGUUUGAUCCCUGUGCUUAUUCAGGUGGAUUGGUGAUUAUGGAGGCCAGAAACAAAAAUUCUUUCCAGCCAACUAUUGUGAAGAGAUCAAUUAUGUUGCAGAGGAAGAGGCCAAGAUGAAUAAAUUCCAGAAUGGCUGCACAGAUGAUUUUUCAGAAGUAAGUAUUUAAUGCAACAUUUGUUGUAAUUCAAUGUUCUUUUGUCUGGGCUCAUGGAGGUAUACAAAAAGUAUUAUGUGAAAGCAGUCUUAAGCCAAAGAAUCGUGCCUCACCCUGUAUUGUACAAGAGGAUGAUGAACAGAUGAUAUGGACGUGUAAUUAAUUGUCUUUGUUGCUUUUAUGUAGCCUCAAGAAGUGUCCCCAUUAGGUGAUCUGCAAAAAGGAAGCAUAGAUCUUCAAGGAUGUUUAGUUGGUAUGUAAAUUACUGCACGGUACUAAUGAAGGUAAUAAGAUGUAGCAUUUCAGGGCUUCCUGUGUUUACACUUACUAUAAUUAUGUUGUUUAACACAACUUGAAGUUUUAACUUAAAAUAUUAAAACACUCUUUUAACUGUCAAGCUGUCAAGCAUUUAUAUAAGUAGUACAACAUUGUUUUCGUUUAAUGCUCAGGGCAGUCUCUUAUAUCUUAAGCUACACUGUAAUGUGUUAUGAUUCUUAACUCCAAAAGCUGUUGUUCUGUUUUGUUGACACUGUAUUUACUUAUGGUUAAUUUGCAAACAAAAACGUUCUUGCAUUGACUAAGGCCAUUUCAAGCAUUUAACACCCCUGUAUCUAAUAUUAAUUUUGCUUCCCUGCUUAUCUUUAUUAUUACCCUGAACUUCAUAGAUUCAUUACCACCCAAAGGAGGCCAGAGACACAUUAUUCGAAUUUCCAGACGUGAUGGACAAGUUCUGCUGGAAGCUGCAGGAGAAUCUCAGGAGGUACAAAGUAAAACCCUGCGACUAAGAACCUGGAUUUUAAGAACCCUUUAGGCUAAAUUUUGUCAGUUAAGCCUCCUCUAUUUAAGAACCUGUUUUGCCUAGAAUUUGAAACAGGUUCUUAUUUUCUAAAAUCUAUGAAAAACUUCUGGACACUCAGACAAAUAUGAGAUAUGAGCUAAAAGUAGUAAAUACUCUUAGCUAUAUUGUAUUUUUUUCUUCUUUGGAAACUAAGAACUUAUUUAAGAACGUACAUAGCCUAAACGUGUGCUAACUACCAUUUAUACAAGAACUUGUUUAGGCUAACUUGGAAAAAUCCAGGUUCGUAGUCGUGGGGUUUUACUGUACUGAACUUCACACACAUGACUGUUUUCCUUGGGACUGGUUCAAAAUGUACUGAUUGUAAGCAGUGCUCCCCUUCCUUGACUACCCUGUAGACCCCAUCUGUUGUGAAAGGAGUGAUAAUUAUGAGGGAUUAUAUUGAAUAAUGGUGAAAAUCAACCGACAUACUGCAGGUACAGCCAAUUGGCCUUUAUUUCCGCUGCCCGGUUAGCUCAAUGGGAUAAACGCCGGUCUGCUGAGCGGGAGGCCGUCAGUUCAAACCCCGGCCGGACCAACACUCACGGUCUUUAAAUUACUGAGGAGAAAGUGCUGCCUUUGUAAUAACACCUGCAAACGGUUUGACUUUCUAGUCUUCUCGUAUAAGGACGGUAAACCGUAGGCCCCGUCUCACAAGCCCUUGCACAUGUAAUAAAAAAAUCUGUGGGACGUUAAAGAACCCACACACUCUUCGUAAAGAGAAGGGCAGGUACUGCCUGGUGUAGUGGUGUCUAUCUCACUUUCGCUCUCAUGUAUGGGGGUAUCAUUACUCAUUCCUUCAUUACUUGUAAACUGCACCUUAAGCAGUCUGGCAAAGUCCCCCAACCAGUGUUGCAAAUUAUCCCUGAAAAGCCCUGAGGGGAGUGGAUAAUAUGAUAUUUACAUUUACAUUUUACAUUUAGGAUUUACAUGAAUGGUUACCAGUUCUGCAACAAAUGGCAGAUGAGAGGCAAGCCAUAGUACAAAGAAUGGUUAGACAGUCAAACUUGAGUCAGGAGCUGUCUGAUUUGGUGGUCUACUGCCAGCCCAUACCAUUUGAUAUAGAAAGUAAGUUAGGCUCUAAUGAGGAAACUGGAAUGAUUCAAAAUGUAUCAAUAACUUUCUGACACCUUCAUUUCUCUUUUGCUUGCAUUAACUAUCAGAUAAAGCUCGUAGUGAUAAGGGAGAUUUUCCCUAAACCACAUUCACAGGACUUGACGGCAUCUCUUAAAACAAGAUUUUUUUACUGAUUUAUUAUUAUUAUUUUUGUUUUGGCAGAUGUGUCUGGUAAACAUUAUGAGAUGUCUUCAUUCCCAGAAACAAGACUAGAACGGUUUGUGAGCAAGAGAUGGAGCAAAGUGUUUAUUAAAUAUCCUUUCUGAACUAUUUUACAGAAAGCAGGUGAUCGUUAUGAUAGGUCCCUGUUUUUCAUCAGUUUUUUAUUUUUGUAUUUUAAAUUCCAACCCAAAGAUGAGUAUUGAUUUCCAAAGUGAUUUUUUGUAAGGCAAUUUAGGGUUGCUGCCUUAAGAUUACGCAGAGGAGCACACAGGGAACCAAGUUGAGUUAUUAGCCCUUUCACAGGAAAAACAUUUUUGUCUCCAAAAGAUUGCUUUAGGUGCUAUAGGUUACUGCAGUUAUGCUAGGCAACACAGUGUUUUUGUGGCGUGAAUCAGAAUUCUUUAACAGCAGUGUAGAUAUCAUAGGAAACAGUUCAGCAGAGUGUAUCCCAGGGGGAGCAGAAUAGAUUCAUCCAACUAUGAUCCAGUGUCAAUGUGGAAUCAUGGAGUGCAGUUGUGUGCACUCAAUUACCAAACACCAGGUAACUAAAUCUUGGGGCAGUACGCUUAAUUUACUACCAUUUAUGACACUAUGGUUAAUGAUUUGCACUUUUCUUUCUUCGUCUAGAACCUAGUCACUCAUCUUGUCAUAUGUUUGUUCAUUUUCAGAUCGAGCAAUGCAGCUGAACCAUGGUAAAUUUCUUGACAACGGAAGGUAACUGUUUUUGUUUUUUUAUAGAGUGGAUCCUUGGCUGAAUUCCAACCAUUUUGAGCAAGUCUGGUUACCAUCCUUCCCAGAGGCCAGUCCUGGGGGAGGGAAUGCAUGCAAAACAGCCUGCAAAAUUAUCUGAAUUUUGCCACUCUCUAGAACUCUUGAUUGUUGAAAAUAAGGGAGGUUUCAAGCAGAGUUUUCACUUGUCUGACUUUUGAUUUCUUUGUUUGAACAUUGUAGGUGUGGCUACGUUUUACAGCCUGAAUGCAUCAGGAAUGAUAAAUUUGACCUUUAUGAUAAAAAUGCUGCUGGUGUAGAACCAUUGACUCUUACACUAACAGUAAGUCAGUAGCUCCUCUAUUCUCACUAGAGAAAACACGCACAAAAGCGUAAGUUAGCAUCAAUUCACUUCCUAAAAUUCUUAGCGUGACCCAGGGGAAUACACGGCAUACCCACAGACCUUGUCACUCAGUUUUGAGAGCAGCGAGCUUGAUUAUUGAGCCAGUUCUAGUAACGUGUAGGUCUCAGCACCCUCGAUAGCAGUUCUCGCCCCUUCCCCCUCCCCUCCCUCACCUCAUCCUAACUACGGAUAUUGCAGCAGUUUUUGAGUGGGUACCGUUAAAACAAUUGCUCAAUAUGAUAGCUAAGAGUGUUUGAAUAAACCAAUGAUAUUUAAAACCCGUUUUAAGUCCCGAUUAAUUCAGUUGUCGGUAAAUUGGCGCGAGAUUUGCUGUCUGUUUCAAACUUUCUUUCCACACUCAAAAUGAAAUGCUUUUAAAUCCAACGAGAUUGUGCCGCUAAUUUAAGCUGUGUGUAAUAGUUGUUUGACUACUCAUUUUUGUGCUUGUGAGUAGAACCAUUGGUCGCCUCUAGAUUAAAUUAAAUACCUUGAUUUGUCUUUUGCAGAUUAUCUCAGCAAGACAUUUGGUGAAGUCAGGGCGUGGAAUAGCGUCCCCCUUUGUAGAGGUCGAGAUUGUCGGGGCACCAUAUGACAACUUCAAAUUCAAGACAGAAACUAAACGUAAACUCCCUUUUCUUUCAAUAUCAUCGUUACACUGUGUAAUAAGAACCAACGGACCUUUCUAACUAAAGAUUCCAAGCAUGAAAGUGUCUCUCUCGCUCUCUCUCUCUUUUUUUUUUUGAAUCUCAUGUGAUUUCACUUGGACCUCAAAUCUGUACAGGCGCCUUUGCCAAAAGACAAGAGAAACAGAAACAAAGGACUCAUUCGACAUUGACUUGUCUAUGAUGAGCACAUUCAAGAAAUAUUUGCUUGUCUUCCCUGUACUCUGGAGCCAGUUUCUCGAGGGUUAGGUAGGCUAGCUCCACCCCUACCUACUUUUUCUGGACCUUUUUGGGUCAUUAUGGCUGGGUCUCUGAUUAAACGACUCAAUUACUAUUUGUAAUCUGCACUUGUAUGUCCUUACACAGGGAAAUAUUUUGUUAUAAAUUUGUGUUAAACCUGGGUCGUCGCACUGGCUUUUCAGCUAAAUAUUUCGUCUAAUCAAAAGAAACGGAAUGCUAAAAAUUCUUACACAGUUUUGAAAGAAGCAUGGAGGUCCAGACUGUAACAAAAACUUGGCUUUGUUUUAUUUUAGCUGAUAAUGGUUUGAAUCCUGUUUGGUGGGUUAAAUUUGAUGUUGAUGUUAUCAAUCCUCCUCUUGCCUAUCUUCGCUUCGUCGUCAAUGAUGAAGAUAUGUUUGGUGAACCGAACUUCAUUGGACAUGCCAUCUUUCCUAUGUGUAGCUUGAAAACUGGUAUGUAUUUGUUAGUUAACGUGCCAGAAGAAAAUAUGAUUCCUUUUGCAUGUUAACCAAUAGGUAUAUCGAGACAGGACAUAUUUGAAGUUUGAGGAAAAAAUUCCUUUUAUAGGUGACCUAGCUGCAUAAACUCUCUUAUAUAAUUUGUUGUCAUAGUCACAGUAGUGUUACUUCUAACCAAGGGAGAGAAUUGUUACUUUUACAAAUUCUUUGAGGGCAAAGAAGGGUUACAACCUACACAACUUUGAGAAACAUGCUUUGCUAGGUUAGAGUGGUCAGCUAAGGAGCUCAAUCUUCUUUUUCUUAAAUCAAGUCAGUUUGAAUUUUUUCCCUAUAGUUACAGCAUUGUUUUCAUAUCCCAGCAAAGGUAAACAAAGGUUUGUCUUCUUGUCGUGGUGUCUUGAAUCCCUGACAGGAAUCGAACCUCUGACGUCUCCCAAACGACGGGAAGGCGGCGCACUACCUUUGGAACUAUGAAGACUGAGACUCAUGGCGAGCAAGGCGGCGGUGCGCCACCAUGUUCAUAUAUCACGUACUUCCUGAGAGCUGACUGUAUGAAAGAUGCCGAUGCCUGUGACGGGACGGUUAUCGCAUCUUUGUCUAGAAAUUAACCAUCUUGUCAUGUUUUAUUUCUUUGCACUUUUUUGUUGUAUACAGGUUACAGGUCCGUUCCACUGAAGAAUGCUUACAGUGAUGAGUAUGAACUGAGCUCCUUACUGGUUCAUAUUGACAUCAGAAGUGCUAUGGUAAGCCGGCAUUAACCUCCUCCCCUUCUUCAGCUCCCUUCACCUGGAACCAUGCAUUGGUUACAUAAUAUGAGCAUAGAAAAAUUACUAGAAUAUAAUCUUCCGUAUGCCUCUAGUGAAAGGUAACAAAUUAACUGUAAAAUAAACACAGACCAGUAGAAAAUUCCAAUCCACGUGAUUCAAACACAGCACACAGUUGGUGAAGUUAACUGCUCUUAAGCUGUUACAAGUGUACGUACAGUACAAGUGAUUUUUAACCUUAAGUUUUCAUUCCCUACUCUAAACGUAUUAUGGACACUACAGUUAUUUUCUUUUUGAAAACGUCUUGCAACCUCUAUCUACUGUCUUCGUUACCAAUUGUUUCCUUGAUUGCGAGUUAGGGUUAAGUUAAAAAAAGAACAAAGGAAAACUCACAGGAAAAUCAAGAAUGUAAUUAUUGACAUUCUGUAUCGUAGAGAAUGAGUAGAGUACUGGGGACCUUGCGGGUUCGUUCUGUUGAAUUGUAGCAGUGAUCAACUGUUCCUGUUAAUUUGUGCUCCUUGUUAGCUUUUUGUAACCUUGCUUUGAUAUUUUUGACAGGGUGGAGAUGAGAACCUGUAUGCAUCUAUCCAAGUACUGCGUGACAAGGUUGAAGAAAUAUCACAUCAUAUGCAGGACGAGGAGCUGAAAGCUCGUGUAACAAUGUCCAAUUUACUGAGCCAACACACUGGACCUCAGUCGCUUGAACAGUUUCAAGAUCAUCAUGAACAUCAGAUGGAAAGUCUUGGAAAACAGCUUAAACAGCAGCAAGAUGAUCUACGUAAAUUGCAGAAGGAAAGAGCCGCCAGGUAUGCUGCUGUAUACAAUUGGAAAUUUUAUUUCAGGUCAUUCAGACAUUCAUGUUGAUCAUAGUUAGAACUGAGAAAGGGAUUCAGCAGCAAGUAAAGACCAUCACUAGCUGUAGAUUGAACGAGAUUUGUGUGUUUUUUUCACUGUGACAGUAAAGUGUAGUGGCACUGCUACAUGUGAAACGUAAAGGAAAUGAAAGAAUUUUAUAUAUUUAGUUUUUUUUUAUCAAUUAUUUGUGCCCUAAGACUUAUGUUUAGAGCAAAUGGCAAACGUCAGAUUCAAAUCGAAAAUUCUCAAAUUAGGAAAUGAGCAGCUAAACACUGUCCAAAACAAAUUCUUAUUGAUAAAACUGGCAUGAAUCUACUUAUCUUUUUGAAGAUGUUAGAACCUACAGUAAACUGAGACAAGUAAAAGGAAAACUUUGUCACGUGGCACAAACUCAUGCUCGCCGUUUGCCACAAACAUCAAAAUUCUAAAUCUCCCUAUUUUCUUGAAAAGAAUUUAUUCUGUCUAUAUGAUAUUGCAUGUUGCAGUAUAUAAUAUUGCAUUUUGCAGUUUGAAUAUCAGGUACCAGAAAGAGCCGUAACCAUUAAGACACGAAACUUCUUUUGGAGUUAUCAUGUGGUUAACAAAAAAUUUUUUCUUUACAGGUCAUCUGGCCGAGGACGAAACCGCUACCAAUAAGAAACUUCAUGAGAAUGUAGCUUAAACAUACUAGAAAAAUAACUUGUUAUAGUUAUCAGUUUUUACAGUCAUCUCCCACCAUGGAGUACACCCAUGAGUACACAAUAAUCCAUACACCUCCGGUUUCUUCACCAGAGGUUUCUACUUCUCUUUGUAAUAACGAGGUGUACGAAGGUGACUGUGAUGUAUUAUGGUCUAGGUUAGUGUAGAAUUUUAACUGUGGGUUUCAAGAUGAGAAGGUCAUCUCAACUAAUUUAAAUUUCUGAUGUGUUUAAAUUGCUGAGGGACCUGUUAUGGUGACGCAAAUUGAACACAAAAUGUGAUUGUUUGCAGCCGUACUAUUGAUCAUAAUUUAUAACGGUUUGCUGUGAAUGUAAAGAAGAUAAUAAUUAUGUCGCUUUCCACAGGAAAGUUAGGCUGUGAUAGUUCAUUAGUUAUCUAAAUUGAAUUUUUAGGCAAUUUGCUUAAUUCUUUGGAUUUAAUUACGUUAGUAUUUAGAGUGGUGGAUUCAUUUUCACUGACUCGCGCGUAUUGCCGUUGCAUUUACCCGUUGGAAUAUUGUUUGUAAGAGUAAAAACAAUAAACAAUCCAACAGGUGAAUGUGAUGGCUAUACCCGUAUGCGGCAAAUCAACUGAUCCACCCUGAGGAACAGUGAAGCCUUGUUAACAGGUGUUAAGAAUUGUUGUUUUUACCCAAGAAGUUUAACUCGACUUGUAUGAGGUGAAGGAGAACCGACUCUGAGCUCAUGUAGGCUUCGUUAUUAAUGCUGGGAGCAAAGCUGAUAAAAUUGAAUAAGUGUUUCUUGCCUUCAGUUGUUCAUCUCAUUUGUGGGAUAUGAUAUCUGCCAUCGCUUGGAUUGGAUGCGAGACAGCAAGCUGAAAAAUGUGACAGCUUGUGUAUUUCCCUGUAAAUAUGUCUUCAUAUCUUCUUGUUAAAUAUGUGAAUAGAAGGCAGAAACCUUACUCGUCUCUUUUGAUAAGCAGAAUUACUUAGUCAUUAAGAUUAAACAGGAAUCCCGUUUUCUCACUCUUUCUUGGAAAAGAAAAUUGGUUCAAUCUACCGGGAAGUUCCCGAAUCAAAUAAGGAAUGAAAUUAGUGCAGUAUGACUGUGGUAGGAAAGCCAGGUUGGAUUCAACUGUAUUGGUUACUUUGUCGAUGUUAAACAUAACAGGAAUGAUUCAGCUGUGGGCUUGAUACAAAGUCAACAGUAUUAACUAUCAAGAGAAUUUCGUGGAGAUACGACCUUGAUAAUAUACAAAAUGGAACACAAAUUCAUGAAUAAUUGUUUCAUGUGUACAUACAUUUAUCUUCAAUUCACUGCUGUUUAGUCGAUCUUAUGGCCUUUCAAAAUUGAUAGGUCCAAGAAUUUUAGCCACCCUCAGUCACCAGUCCGCUUUUACUUUCCUUCAUUAGUGAGGCUUGAUUUUCCGCAAGGACCUUCAGGAAUGUGCGAAAAUGAUGGCCUCAAAAAGAUUAAGUUAAAUUAAGAUAACAAACGAACAAAAUUACGGAGACCUAAAAACGUGGCAACCAUUACAAGUGGCAUGCAUGCAUUUAACUAAUAUACUUAACUGCUUACAAUCCCUGAAUGCCAAUAUUUGAAGACAAACCACAAUAUUCAAGGCACACACAGAUGCAAAGCACAUACCUUCAAAUAUUUGAUACAAAAACACUUCGGGUUUACAAAGGACUCCAGUGAUUAGUCUUUCAGGUUUCUUUUAAGAGUACAGCUCAUUCUCAACAUGUAGGCCGAGUUCCAUCGUCACUGAAUCUGAUGCAAAUGAGCCGAACAAUAUUUUUCCCCAUAAGUAUUAAAUUUGGCAUAGAGUCUCUGAACGCGGGCGUUUGUAUCCUUGUUUGAAGUAGUUUUAAAAUAAUUAAGUACCCAUAGUGGAUGGGGAGACAGUGUAAAACAAUGUUCUUUUUCUAAGUUUAUCAGUAGCUCUUUUGUUUACGUCUACGUGUUAUAUGAAGUAUAUCUGGCAAAUCAGUGAUCCAUUAUGCUAAUUUUUGUGAAUAAACGUAUUAACGAU
Molecule: messenger RNA, 37085 nt
Organism: Porites lobata
Lineage: Eukaryota; Metazoa; Cnidaria; Anthozoa; Scleractinia; Poritidae
Source: the annotation of a GenBank genome assembly